AGUAUGUAUAAUAUAUAAACCGACGGUAUUAUUCCUAACCCUAGAAAAAAAGGUGUCACCUAACGUCGGCGCAUACAGCAACAAAGCAGAGAAGCCAGAAGUGUCUCCGUAAUUGAUCAUGGGGAAGGUGCACGGUUCAUUGGCUCGUGCCGGUAAGGUGAGAGGUCAGACACCGAAAGUGGCCAAGCAGGACAAGAAGAAGAAGCCCCGUGGCCGUGCUCACAAGCGAUUGCAACACAACCGCCGUUUCGUCACCGCCGUUGUUGGCUUUGGCAAGAAGAGAGGACCAAACUCAUCAGAGAAGUAGACAUGAACUGUUUCAGCUUUUGAUUGUGGUUUUCUUGAUUAUUUGAAUGGCUCGUUAGUCUAUCAACCAAGCCGAUGGAUGUUGUUGAGCAAUUGUUUCUUUAAUCAGUUUCAUUUGGGUUACAUCUGUUUCUCCUCUGAUUAUGUACCAUACGUAGUGACUUAUAAAUUUGAUUAUUUACUAGAUUUGCAUAUU
Brassica rapa (field mustard) is the source of this 502-nucleotide messenger RNA. Its product is annotated as 40S ribosomal protein S30. Gene Ontology annotation, cellular component: ribosome; cytosolic small ribosomal subunit. NCBI's taxonomy places the organism in Eukaryota, Viridiplantae, Streptophyta, Magnoliopsida, Brassicales, Brassicaceae. Gene Ontology annotation, biological process: translation. The record is from RefSeq and is a predicted model, not a curated record. Gene Ontology annotation, molecular function: structural constituent of ribosome.